Messenger RNA from Dentiscutata heterogama, 258 nucleotides. NCBI's taxonomy places the organism in Eukaryota, Fungi, Glomeromycota, Glomeromycetes, Diversisporales, Gigasporaceae. The record is from the annotation of a GenBank genome assembly.
AUGGGAUUUCCUAAAUUGACUAUCACCGCGUCAGUCAUCGCUAGCGCUGCUCCAGAAGAAGAAAAGCGUGUCGCCGAACCCGAAAAUAAAAAACGAGAAGCUGCACCCGUCCAGAGAAAACGUGCUCCUAAACAUAACAAACGUGCUCCUAAGCAAGUCAAACGUGCUCCUAAACAAGUCAAACGUGCUCCUAAACAAGUCAAACGUGCUCCUAAACCACACCGUCGUAUGCAAUUUUCUAAACGUAUAAAUUUAUGA